AUGUACUAUUUCCAGGAUGUGAAUAUGAUGGUGAUUCUAGGUUUUGGCUACAUGUGCACUUUUCUGGUGCGGUAUGGUUUCAGUGGCUCUGGGUUCAACCUCCUUGUGGCUGUCAUAGCCACCCAAUGGGCUAUCAUACUCAAUGGCAUUGAGAACUGGUAUUACAGAGGAAAGAUCAGGAUAGACUUGAAAAGCUUAGUGGUUGCGGAGAUGUGUGCAACCUCUGCCCUCAUUUCAAUUGGAGUCGUGCUGGGGAAGACUAACCCUGUCCAUCUGAUCAUCAUCGCUCUGCUGGAGGUCUCAGGGUUUGUACUGAAUGAAUGGCUCCUCCAGACUCUGCUGAAGGUCCCGCCUCUGAACAGCAUCAUGCUGCUUCACAUUUUCGCGGCCUUCUUUGGGCUCAUGUUGACCCGGAUCCUGUACAGGAAAGGAUCCGAGCAACCAUUUGAAAAAGAGAAAGUUGAUCGCAAAACAGGAUUGUUCUCCAUAUUGGGGGCUUUGUUUCUCUGUGUGUUUUGGCCCAGUUUUAACUCCAUCCUAGUGGAUAAUCGUACCCCUGGGAGGAGGCUGGGGGCCGUGCUCAGCAUCCUGGCCCUGGCAGUCAGUGCUGUGACAGCAGCUGCUGUGUCUUCGCUCUCCAGCCCCAAGGGAAAACUCAACCCGAUCCAUUUGCAGUCUUGCAUGCUUGCUGGCGGUGUUUCUAUUGGGGUUGCCAUGCCACCGGUUCAUCAGCCAUGGGAAUCCAUGGCGAUCAGAUUCACUGCUGCUGUUGUAUCCACCAUUGGAUUCAGAUAUCUUAAGUUUUUGAUGCUGCUUGCGUUUAAGUGCCAUGACACCUGUGCUGUCCUGAGCACACAUAGACUGCCUGGUCUGCUGGGAUGGCUGGCACAUCUCCUGCUACAGAUUAAAGAAUGCGAUGAUCACACAACGGCAAUCCGGUUUGCUGUAUUUCACAUCUGUUCUCUCCUCAUUACCAUCUCUUUAAGUCUGUGCAUGGGAAUCAUUACAGGGCUCCUACUCAAGUGGAACUUCUGGAGGCCUCCCCAAGACAAGAAGUGCUUUGAUGAUCAGGCUUUCUGGGAGUUUCCCCAUCUUGCAGUGCGAAAGUAAGAAGACCAAGAUUCUGGAAAGCUAUUUUUGGUGUCCAUUCAUAUUGAUAUAUAUCAUUUUACACCAUUUUGCUUACUGAGUGAAAAGUAUCUUGAUGUUUUUUAUAUGUGCAAAAUAAAAAAAUAAAACAUAAAAGCAUGAAUGAAUGCAAGACUUGUUUUCUGCACGGUAUGUUGCUGUUUAAUGCUGCCACAGUUGUAAGAAACACACCUCAUGGUUUUGCUGUUACACAAGCAAAUAGGUAGGUGUUGCAGUCAAAAACAACCCAUAUGGUUACAUUCAGUAAAUGUGUACAGUAUUAUGAAAUAUUGCCCUCAAUGAUGGUUUGUACCAUAAUAAUGUAUGCUGUGUCCACUCAAAAGACUUUCCAGAUUCAAAAGAUGUUAAAAGUAAGUAUUCCCAAACUAAAUGUGGACAGUUCAGAGAAAUAAAGCUCCCAAGAAACACAAGCUGUACAACAUUAGAACAAACAUGGCUAAACAGUUGAGUGCAAAUAGACACAUUUAAAGAUGUUCCAUUAUACAGCAAACAAUAUAAAUUAAACAAGUUAAUUUGAAAGCUAAAAAAGUUUGUAUAUAAAGUGAAUAACCACUAAAGCAUAUUGUCUUAUACAAUAGAGAAAGCAGAGUGUAUAAACAGUGGACACAAAGACACACAGAGUCCAUUACUGCCACAGGUCCUCUGUACGGCCAAACUUGAAGACCAAACCCC
Molecule: messenger RNA, 1821 nt
Organism: Notothenia coriiceps (black rockcod)
Lineage: Eukaryota; Metazoa; Chordata; Actinopteri; Perciformes; Nototheniidae
Gene: rhd
Product: Rh blood group, D antigen
Biological process (GO): ammonium homeostasis; ammonium transmembrane transport
Cellular component (GO): plasma membrane
Molecular function (GO): ammonium channel activity
Source: RefSeq, a predicted model, not a curated record